Molecule: messenger RNA, 968 nt
Organism: Bombus pascuorum
Lineage: Eukaryota; Metazoa; Arthropoda; Insecta; Hymenoptera; Apidae
Exons: 2
Coding region: 285-968 (227 amino acids)
Source: RefSeq, a predicted model, not a curated record
UAAAAAAAAAACUCCUUGGCUAACACUCCUUAUGCUAAUUCAUAGUUUAAAUGAAUUACAUUCAAUGUAUAAAAAAAACUAUCUUGGCUAAAUAAACACAAACAAAAUAUUGUUAACACUGUCACAGAACAUUGAGAAGGCGAGAAAAGUGUGAAACAAGGAAAUGAAAAUGAACGUUUAGUUCGACUAGCGACCGCACGAACAAGGGAGGUCCCUCGUGUAACCCUAAAGUACUGGGGGUGGGGGCCCUACUGGGGUAUAUAAGAGGGCCUCUUCCUGACAGCAUGUCAAUUCAAAGCAUCGUCUCGUCUAGCCACAUACAUUUGGCAGAUCAGAAGUGUCGAACAGUGACCAAGAUUUCUCAAGACUCGUUGAUCAUGGAGAUAUUGCAACGUACGAACGAUCGCUUCCGAGAAGGAGUUCCUGUCCAGGUGAUGCGAAUGGAAUCGAUUACCACCAUGUGGGUCCGCAUCGUUGGAUUUCCGAAAAUAACUCAAACACUCUAUUCGGAGAUGACGAAUCGUGACAUGGAGUACCUGCCGAAGAAGAAAAGUUUGAAAACAGGCAUGCUCGUCGCCGUGCUCGCAGAGUUCGGGGGCCGCGCCAUUUGGGAAAGAGCUCUCCUUUUGCAACGGACCAUGGAAGGCUACAUCGUCUUACUAAUCGACUGGGGCUUAGAAAUCGAGCAACCCCUCGAUACGAUACGGCUGUUGCCACGAAACUUGGCGCAGAUGGCACCGUGGGCUAGAAGAAUCGUCCUGCGAGGUGUACGAGAACAACCGGUCCAAGGGAGGCAACAUCGAGUAGCCCAAUUCAGCAUGUUGAGACGGACAGGCACCCUAGUCGACGUCGAUCCUUCUCCGGGAGAAGCAAUAACAGCAAGGUUGGUGCUGGAUGCAGAGCCAGGAGAAAUCCAAGGAGAUAUGGGAGCAUUUUGGUUGAAGAAGGGAUACCUCGAUCCACAAUAA